Molecule: messenger RNA, 499 nt
Organism: Suillus clintonianus
Lineage: Eukaryota; Fungi; Basidiomycota; Agaricomycetes; Boletales; Suillaceae
Exons: 3
Coding region: 64-384 (106 amino acids)
Source: RefSeq, a predicted model, not a curated record
ACACACGCCAUCAACCGCAUACCACAACUCUAGAAGUUUCGGCUUGUAUAGGCACAGGACAACAUGUCAGCUAAACAGCCAUUCUCUGCCUCAAAAAACAACGGCUCCGGAAUGGGCAGUGCCCCAGUAACCCCAGAAUUGCGAAGUCGUACUAGACAUCAUUCCGCAGAGGAACACGCAACUAAUUCUCCAACUUCAACUACUAUAUCAGAGUCUGGAGCCAGUUUCUAUCGCAUGGACGAACCUCUGCGACCCACACUCCGGAGUCUCCCAAUCAAUUUGAAUGCUCCUCGUAAAAUUACCAUUCGCUCGGACAUAGCUUUGGUUACCUGCUUUGACCCGGCAGACAAGGAGUUAUAUGGCCUUUGGGCGCCUGGACCUUGAGAAUGGCCGCGGCAAUACCCUCAAUCUUGUCGCGGGCACGUCAGUCAUUAUUUCUUCAUGAUAGGCGAGAUGUUAAUUCUACAAACGUUCCUGGCGUUCUUGCUGCGGUAAACCU